This is a messenger RNA of Gadus chalcogrammus (walleye pollock), 2396 nucleotides long. RefSeq names its product regulator of chromosome condensation 2 (gene rcc2). The record is from RefSeq and is a predicted model, not a curated record. The transcript is spliced from 13 exons. The coding region runs from base 160 to 1644 and encodes 494 amino acids. NCBI's taxonomy places the organism in Eukaryota, Metazoa, Chordata, Actinopteri, Gadiformes, Gadidae.
CCUCUAUGAAUAAUAAAUGAGCGCAGUACCACGUGGUGCGGUGUGUGUAUGUGUGUGUGUUGGAGGGGGACUGCAGAUUCUUUUGUUCCAAAUCAAUCAAAAACGAGGAAGACGGACAAGCGCGUGAGCAGCCACAUCAGGAACUAUUGGAAGUAAAAGAUGCCUCGCAAGAAGACGACCGAUGUCUCUGGGAAUGGUGCCACUAAGAAGAAGCGAGCAGGAGCCAAAAGAAAAGAGAGGGACUUCAGCAGUGAUGACGAAUUUGACUAUGAGCAGGAGAACAACAAGAAACCCGGAAGACAAACAACCAAGUCUGGCCUUCAGCCCGUUACUGUAGCAGAUGACGUCAAGGAAAAGAUUAAACUGGAGUACCCCAAGGUUAAAGGUCAGCUGGUUAUCUUUGGAGCAACUAACUGGGAUUUAAUUGGUAGAAAGGAGGUGCCCAAGCAAUCAGCUGCGUUCCGCAACCUGGGUCAGAACCUGUGGGGUCCGCAUCGCUACGGCUGCCUGAACGACGUCCAGGUCAGCUCUGUGAUCUCUGGUCCCUGUGCCGCCCACAGUCUCCUCAUCACCACGGAGGGAAAGCUAUGGAGUUGGGGUCGGAAUGAGAAGGGCCAGCUGGGCCACGGGGACAACAAGCGUCUGGAGGCGCCCAAGCUCAUCGAAACACUGGCCGACAAAACCAUCGUGUCUGCAGCCUGCGGACGCAACCACACCCUGGCACUCACAGAGGAAGGAACUGCAUACUCAUUUGGAGAGAACAAGUUGGGCCAGCUUGGCCAGGGCAACCAGACAGACGCCGUUCUCAGCCCAGCUGCGAUAUCCUACAACGGCCAGCCGCUGGUCAAGGUGGCCUGUGGCGCGGAGUUCAGUAUGGUGGUGGACUGCAAAGGCAACCUCUACUCAUUCGGCUGCCCCGAAUAUGGACAGCUAGGACACAACUCUGACGGAAAGUUCAUUGCCCGCGCGCAGCGCAUCGAGUUUGACUGUGAGCUCAUCGCCCGCCGCGUGGCCAUCUUCAUCGAGAAGUCCAAGGACGGCCAGGUGGUGCCGGUGCCCAACGUGGUGGUGCGGGACGUGGCCUGUGGGGGGAACCACACGUUGAUUCUAGACUCCCAGAAGCGCGUGUUCAGCUGGGGAUGGGGGGGCUACGGCCGCCUGGGCCACACGGAGCAGAAGGACGAGAUGGUCCCGCGGCUGGUGAAGCUCUUUGACUUCCCCGGCCGCGGCGCCGCCCAGAUCUUCACUGGCUACCAGUGCUCCUUUGCUCUGAGUGAGAUGGGUGGUCUGUUUUUCUGGGGGGUAACCAAUACUUCCAGAGAGUCUACCAUGUACCCCAAAUCUGUCCAGGAUUUGUGUGGGUGGAAGGUCCGAGGACUGGCAUGCGGAAAGAGCAGCAUCCUUGUUGCGGCAGACGAGAGCACGAUCAGCUGGGGUCCCUCACCUACCUUUGGUGAACUGGGAUAUGGAGACAACAAACCAAAGUCUUCUACAACAGCCCAGGAGGUCAAGACCUUGGAUGGAAUCUAUCCAGAGCAGGUUAUGAUGGGCUACGCUCACUCCUUGAUCAUCGCAAGGGCUGAGAGCACGCAGGACAAGGAGAAACUCGCAAAGUUACCCGAGUACAACCCGCGGACACUUUAAAAACGGCUCCCAACACGAUCCUCUCACUCACACGCGAAAAAAGGCCAUCUGUUGCACAGCAGGAGACAUCUGCCCUCACGUCCCUGUCAUGUCAUUAGUGUACUACCGGGGUCCCGAUCAGGCUGGAGGGAGGGGGGGGGGGGGGUCUUGCGUGUCGGGUAACGCACACAAUCGUUCCUGUGGGAACAGCGUAGAUACGGCGCAAGACCCCUCGGGCGACGGUCAAGGUUACCCAGACAUGUCUUUAUCUCACCACUCUGCACCUAAUGCUAAUGAGUUGUGCUUCCUCGGCCGACAGGUUAUAUCCAUCCACAGAACCAUUUCCCCGUUUUUAUUUUUGAAGAAUCAUUUGAUCUCGUUCUUUCUCCGUCGGUGCUACAUGACUCCAUUCCUGUGCCUUUGUGAUUUAUUUUAGAAAGAUGUUUUCCAGGAGUGACCAAUUGUUUUUGUUGUCCCAAAGACGUUUUUGUUUUCAGUGGUAUCGCCAGGUCGUAGUGUGAGGCUGCCAGGGAAUGAUCCAAAACACGUACGAGUCAUGGGUGCUUUGGGUUGGUGCUGAACUGUUACAUUCCCCCCCCACCCCUUUUUAAAGAUGCGUGCAUCAUAACGCAUCUUUGUCCUCACGUUUUAUUCGCCGUGUUCUGAGCGAUGUCGUCAAAGUUGUCUUUUUCGGGGUUUCUUUUUUUUAUACGUCUAUUUUAGCCGUGUAUUUUUGGUUGUUGUAAUGAUAAUAAAUUUGUCAAUUCAUGAUC